Messenger RNA from Mus pahari (shrew mouse), 2704 nucleotides. RefSeq names its product solute carrier family 39 member 11 (gene Slc39a11). Gene Ontology annotation, biological process: zinc ion transmembrane transport. The coding region runs from base 149 to 1177 and encodes 342 amino acids. Gene Ontology annotation, molecular function: zinc ion transmembrane transporter activity. The record is from RefSeq and is a predicted model, not a curated record. The transcript has 10 exons. NCBI's taxonomy places the organism in Eukaryota, Metazoa, Chordata, Mammalia, Rodentia, Muridae. Gene Ontology annotation, cellular component: membrane.
UCGUCCGGAAGUCCGGGAAGGCUCCCGGAGCAAGAGGCCGGCUGACUUUUCGGCAGCGGAUCAGCGUCCCGAGGAAGGCCCGCAGACGCCUCCCCGGAGCCCACGGCGGCGUGAGGGGCGGGCUCCUCCGGCGGAAGCUGUAUCCAACAUGCUCCAAGGUUAUAGCUCCGUGGUCCAGGCCUUGCUGGGGACCUUCUUCACCUGGGCAAUGACAGCAGCCGGGGCAGCUCUCGUGUUCGUAUUCUCCAGCGGGCAGAGGCGGAUCUUAGACGGAAGCCUGGGCUUUGCCGCAGGGGUCAUGUUAGCGGCUUCCUACUGGUCGCUGCUCGCACCGGCGGUGGAGAUGGCCACAUCGUCAGGGGGCUUCGGUGCCUUUGCCUUCUUCCCAGUGGCUGUCGGCUUCAUCCUGGGGGCCACCUUUGUCUACCUGGCUGACCUCCUGAUGCCUUACCUGGGUGCUGCAGAAGACCCCCAGACAGCCCUGGCACUGAACUUGGACCCUGCGUUGAUGAAGAAGUCUGAUCCCAGGGACCCCACUGCGCUGCUCUUCCCAGAGAGUGAACUUUCCAUCCGGAUAGGUAGCCCUGGGCUUCUUUCAGACAAGCGUGAGAAUGGCGAGGUAUACCAGAGGAAGAAGGUGGCAGCUACUGACCUGGCAGAGGGCACGGUCCCCUCAGGAUCUGUGCACGGGAGCUCAGGGCAACCUGGGGCAAGCAGCUGGAGGAGGAUUGCUCUGCUCAUCCUGGCCAUCACCAUACACAACAUUCCAGAGGGUCUUGCUGUUGGCGUAGGAUUUGGAGCAGUAGAAAAGACUGCAUCUGCUACCUUCGAGAGUGCCAGGAAUCUGGCCAUUGGAAUUGGGAUCCAAAAUUUCCCAGAGGGCCUGGCUGUCAGCCUUCCCCUGCGUGGAGCAGGCUUUUCUAUCUGGAAAGCUUUCUGGUAUGGACAGCUGAGUGGCAUGGUGGAGCCCUUGGCUGGGGUCUUUGGAGCAUUUGCUGUGGUGCUGGCUGAGCCCAUCCUGCCCUAUGCACUGGCCUUCGCUGCUGGUGCCAUGGUCUACGUGGUCAUGGAUGACAUCAUCCCCGAAGCCCAGAUCAGUGGCAACGGGAAGCUGGCAUCCUGGGCCUCAAUCCUGGGAUUUGUGGUGAUGAUGUCCCUUGAUGUGGGCCUCGGCUAGCUCUGACAAACCUUGGGACUCCGUGAAGGACUGCACCAGGCUUCUGCAGGACCAUGAGCCUCUCUUAACAUUACAACCCUGAUCCUUUCUCCCCUCCGUCUCCUUACCCCUAGAUCAGCUCUGAUUAUAUUUUGACUCUUCGUUUCGCUUUGGAGGGAGAAGCUGGUUUUCUUUGUAAUCUCAAGGUGUCAUAGAACUGUAGAUUUGUGUGUGGACCACUGAGUGGAAGGCAUCUUUCUUCAGUGGGAUUGUCGAGGCUAACCCCUCUGUCCCACCUCCAGUCUCCCUCACUAGACUCAACUUCAACACUUCAGGGUCACCUCCAGAAGUCAGCUCCUGGGGUAGACACCCUGUGCAUAUUGGCCUGAGGUUUUGGAGCAGGCUGCCAGGGCCCCUUGUGCUCCUUCUCCAUGGACCCUCUGUCCACCUAGAAUGCCAGAACAGAAGCCACAUGAACCUAGACACCUGCUUUCUGAGGCUGAGCCAGCUCAAACAUGGUCUGCUUCCUUCAGGGAAACAUGCACGGGAGGGCCCACACACCAAGGGAAGGAAGGCAGCUUGUCUCUCUCCUUUGUCCAAAGACAGCGAUUGGCAUUGCUGAUGUUAGAGAAAUAUGGAAAUGAGGGUGACCGUGAACACGCAGUGCGCUCUGUGAAGAGUGCUGUGAGUCGGUUUUAAGCUGAGCUUCCUCCACCCCCAAGCCCCCUGCUCUUUGUAGACUACAAGAGCAGGCACUUUGUAGUGGCUCCCAGAUCUCCUAGCUAUUAAUCUUGAUGUGUUUACAGCCUUUGUUUUUCUGAGAGACUUGUGGAUGCCAGCAAAUGGCAAAUACUCAACCCCCUCAUUGACUAACAGGGUUACUUAAGUCAACUCUAGGGAAUGACAUUCAGAGCCUGACAAGGCUCCUUCUCUGCUGGCCACUUGGAAACUUAUUACCCAGAGCCCCUCAGCUUCAGCGGGCUUUGUGGGAAUCUGGCCAGCGGGCUUCUAAUGGGAAAGGAAGGGGGCUGGGGUAAGAAGAGGUAUUUUUACAUUCCCUUUCUUAGAAAACUUAAAAUUCUGAAAUGACUGGACCUAGACUACAUGCUAACCUACCCCAUCAUAUAUGUAGCUCUGCCAUCCGCUCUUCCAACCCAUCUGAGAUCUCCAUGGCCAAGGAGCGUGUGGGACUCAGAGAACAGGCUCUACCCCGGAACCAGGCAUUUGGAUACUGACUGGGUUAUCAGUAUCUUGCCUCUGUGUUUACAUGUUCCGUCUCUCCAAGGAUGGAUAUUGUAGUCUGUGAAUGCUCAAGACCCCAGAGGCCAACCUCGGCGGGGCGUGUCCGUUUUUCUGACGCACUGGUGAUCAAAAUUGAAGAUAUAUUCAGAGAUUUGAUUGGUUGAGGUUAGCUGGUUUGAUGAUUGGCACAUGUAUAUAUUCUUAUUCUUAUGUCUCCAUGUGUAGUUCUAUUGCUGCAAAUCAUCCUUUCUGCUGGAUAAGACCUCGUAACUGUGAUUAUUGUCAAUAAAGGGAAUUUUGUUGUGC